Molecule: messenger RNA, 2933 nt
Organism: Medicago truncatula (barrel medic)
Lineage: Eukaryota; Viridiplantae; Streptophyta; Magnoliopsida; Fabales; Fabaceae
Product: dynamin-related protein 5A
Exons: 8
Coding region: 101-2530 (809 amino acids)
Cellular component (GO): microtubule; cytoplasm; membrane
Molecular function (GO): GTPase activity; microtubule binding; GTP binding
Source: RefSeq, a predicted model, not a curated record
AAUUCAAAUUCAAAUUUCAUUUUGAUCGCUCCCCUCCUUUUCCCUUCUCUUCUCUUCUCUUCUCUUCUCUUCUCUUUUUACUUACCAAACAUCCACCACCAUGUCAUCCACCACCACUCCCACAAAGACCCCAUCCACAUCCACCCGUUCAAGAAAGCACUCCGAUUCCAAAUCUCGCUUCGAAGCUUACAACCGCCUCCAAGCCGCCGCUGUCGCUUUCGGCGAGACUCUCCCCAUCCCUGAAAUUGUUGCCGUUGGUGGCCAAUCUGAUGGAAAGAGCUCCCUUCUCGAAGCACUCCUCGGUUUUCGCUUCAAUGUCCGUGAAGUUGAGAUGGGUACUCGCCGCCCUCUUAUUCUUCAAAUGCUUCACGAUCCCUCCGCUCUUGAACCUCGCUGCCGCUUCCAGGAGGAAGAUUCAGAAGAGUAUGGAAGUCCGGUGGUUUCGGCAUCUACUAUUGCUGACAUUAUAAAGUCUCGAACCGAAGCACUUUUGAAGAUAACCAAAACAGCAGUUUCUCCUAAGCCAAUUGUGCUCAAAGCUGAAUACGCACACUGUCCAAAUCUUACCAUUAUUGACACACCGGGGUUUGUUCUCAAGGCGAAGAAGGGUGAACCGGAGAACACGCCUGAUGAGAUUCUUUCCAUGGUGAAGACAUUGGCUACUCCUCCACACCGUAUACUCUUGUUCCUUCAGCAAAGUAGUGUGGAAUGGUGCUCCUCUUUGUGGUUGGACUCUAUUCGUGAAAUUGAUCCCACGUUUAGACGGACAAUCAUUGUUGUCUCCAAAUUUGAUAAUCGUCUCAAGGAAUUUACUGAUCGGUGGGAAGUGGAUCGCUAUUUGAGUGCAAGUGGUUACCUUGGAGACAACACUCGGCCUUUUUUUGUGGCCCUUCCUAAGGAUAGAGGCAACAUUUCAAAUGAAGAGUUCCGCAGGCAGAUCUCUCAUGUGGACUCGGAGGUUAUGCAUCAUCUCCGCGACGGUGUCAAGGGAGGUUUUGAUGAAGAAAAGUUCAAGUCCUAUAUUGGUUUUGGCCGUCUGAGGGAUUAUUUGGAGUCUGAGCUUCAGAAGAAAUACAAAGAAGCUGCUCCAUCAACUCUUGCCUUGCUUGAGCAAAGGUGUAGUGAGGUCACCUGUGAACUUUCUGGAUUGGAUUCAAAAAUUGAGGCCACUUCAGAUAUUUCUCAUCUGAGGAAAUUUGCAAUGCUGUGUGCAGCUUCUAUCAGCAACCAUGUGGGUGCCUUGAUUGAUGGUGCAGCAGAUCCUUCCCCUGAGCAGUGGGGAAAAACAACAGUAGAAGAGCGGUCUCAAAGUGGCAUUGGGAUUUGGCCUGGUGUCAUCACCGAUGUGAACCCCCCCAAUGCCACUCUUCGUCUUUAUGGAGGGGCUGCAUUUGAGAGGGUGAUGCAUGAAUUUCGCUGUGCUGCAUAUUCCAUUGAAUGCCCCCCAGUCUCAAGGGAAAAGGUUGCAAAUAUAUUGCUGGCCCAUGCUGGCCGAGGUGGGGGAAGAGGACUAACAGAGGCUGCUGCAGAGAUUGCACGUGCUGCUGCUAGAUCAUGGCUUGCUCCUCUUCUUGAUACUGCAUGUGACCGCCUUGCUUUUGUUUUAGGAAGCUUAUUUGAUUUGGCUCUAGAAAGAAACCGUAGGCAUGAUUCAGCAUAUGGGAUAAAAACGGGAAACAUGGAUGGCUAUGUAGGUUUUCAUGCUGCUUUAAGGUGUGCUUACACUCGGUUCUUAAAGGAUCUUGCUAAGCAGUGCAAGCAGCUUGUUAGGCACCACCUUGAUUCAGUUACCAGUCCAUACUCACAGGUCUGCUACUUCAAUGACUUUCAACCAUGUGCUGGCAUAAAUGCUUCGGGUUUCAACAAAUUUCCUCAGGCUUCAGCCUCUUCAUUUUUUCUUGAAUUGAGUGAUACAAAUUCUGCUUCCCAUGAUGUAAGGAAGGAUCAAGAAAAUAUACCUCCAGAAAAGAAUGCACUGGAGGAAACAACACCAGGUAAAGCAGCAAACGUUAGAGAGAGUUUGCGAGAAAGCCAGAUGACUAUCCCUGAGACCCCAUCUCCUGAUCAGCCAGGUGAUCCUGUAUAUGGAGGGCAUAGAAAGGAGCUUGGAAUAUGCAAUGACAUGGGACCAAGAAAGAGAGCGUCCAGAAUGACGGGAAAUGGCAAAAAUUCUGACUAUAUUAGACUUCAAAAUGAUUCCAUUUUAUUUGGAAAUGGGGAGAGAACAGGAUCAGCGUACUCAGAAAUUUGUUUAUCAGCUGCCCAGCAUUUCGCACGUAUACGUGAAGUUCUUGUUGAAAGAGGCGUUACAUCAACAUUAAACUCUGGAUUCCUGACUCCUUGCCGCGAUCGCCUUGUUGUGGCUCUCGGGUUGGAUUUAUUUGCUGUGAACGAUGAGAAAUUCAUGGACAUGUUUGUCGCUCCUGGUGCCAUAGAUGUGCUACAAAAUGAACGUGAGUCUCUUAUGAAGCGUCAGAAGAUACUCCAUUCUUGCUUGAAUGAGUUCAAAAAUGUUGCUCGGUCCCUUUGAUCAGAGUUACUAGAUCUCCAAGGAGCCAUGAUUUUGCUAUGCUUUGAAGAAUUUAUUACGCUUGUGAAUCAGUUGACACAAUUCAUGCCAACAAAUUGGAUGAUGACGAGACCCUCUGUAAUUUGGUAUUACACCCAUCUAUAGAAUGCAACACUCGCAGACUCUUGUUUCACCUGCGUGUUGAAGCAUGUGUAAAAGUUAGAUUUACUCGGUAGUCGGUAAUCUGAAAUUAGAGGCUGCUCAUGAUUUGUUUGACAGUACCACAUUCACUUACCUGUUGAAUGCUGAUGAUCAGAAUGAUAACCUCUAAAAAAUUGCAAUGUUGUACCUUUUAGGUUGAACUACAAAUUACUUUAAAGUUACUUUAAAAAAGAAAUGUUGGCCAUAUGAUUGAUAUAUGUCA